Diachasma alloeum is the source of this 2093-nucleotide messenger RNA. Its product is annotated as arylsulfatase B. The record is from RefSeq and is a predicted model, not a curated record. Lineage: Eukaryota; Metazoa; Arthropoda; Insecta; Hymenoptera; Braconidae. Bases 88 to 2016 code for a protein of 642 amino acids. The transcript has 9 exons.
ACUCGUGGUUGGAAGUGAUAGCAAUGCUUCCAUCUGCAUCACAAUAGGAUCGGGAAUUUAAUCAGUUUUAUUCCGAAAAAAGUGAAAAUGGCAAAAAAUUUCGCAGGCACUGUGUCGAUUCUUCUCUUUUCUUUCUUAGGAGAAUCAAUGAUUGCGGCAAAUGAUACCAAGCCGCAUAUAAUUAUUAUCGUUGCCGAUGAUUUGGGUUGGAAUGACGUCGGUUUCCACGGAUCUAAUCAGAUCCCAACCCCGAAUAUCGACGCUCUUGCUUACAAUGGUGUUAUUCUGAACAAUCAUUAUACUGGUGCGGUAUGCACUCCGAGCAGAGCAGCAUUGUUAACGGGAAAAUCUCCUAUUAAUCUUGGAAUGCAACACUUGGCUCUCGGGGCAACGGAACCGAGAGGCCUUCCACUGACUGAAAAAUUACUGCCUCAAUAUCUAAAGGAAGGAGGAUAUACCACCCACAUCGUUGGAAAAUGGCACUUGGGAUUCUAUAAAAAAGAAUACACUCCAACGUUUCGAGGUUUCGAUUCUCAUUUCGGUUACUGGAGUGGGCAUCAGGAUUACUAUAAUCAUGAGUUCGAGUCAUCUGAUAAUUAUCGUGGUUACGAUAUGAGAAGAAAUAUGUCAGUUUCAUACGAAACUAAAAAUCGCUACUCCACAGAUCUUUAUACAGAAGAAACCGUUCGAUUAAUUGACACUCAUGAUAAAACUACCCCAAUGUUCAUAUAUCUUGCACAUGCUGCUGUGCACAGUGGAAAUUCAGAGAAUCUUUUGCAAGCACCGGAUGAAGAAGUAGUGAAGUUCUUCUACAUCAGUGACCCGGAAAGGAGAAAAUACGCAGCAAUGGUAUCUAAGUUGGAUCAGAGUGUGGGUGAAGUUGUGGCAGCUCUCCGUAGAAGAGAAAUGCUGCCGAAUAGUAUCAUUCUAUUUGUGGCUGAUAAUGGAGCCCCCACGUUCGGUCCUCAUCACAAUGCUGGGAGUAAUUACCCUCUACGUGGGAUGAAGACGACUGCUUGGGAAGGUGCAGUCCAUUGCGUUGCAGCUAUUUGGAGUCCGCUAAUAAAUCAAGCUCAAAGAGUAAGCGAUCAACUCUUUCAUAUGUCAGACUGGCUUCCCACAUUGCUGUCCGCGGCUGGAAUCAAUACAACACUACCAACUCUCGAUGGCUUUGAUAUGUGGCCGACAAUAGUUGACAACGAAGAAGCCCCACGUACUGAAGUUCUAAUAAACAUCGACGAGAUAUCUAAUUACUCGGCGAUAAGAAGUGGUAAUUUUAAAUACCUCGUCGGAUAUCCAGGACGUGUUACCGGUUGGUACGGAAAUUUGAGUGCAUCAAAUGACAUCGAUUUGAAUUAUCAACCAGAGAAUGUCCUGAGGUCCAAAGCUGGAGCUGCGAUGAUUGGAUUAACAACAGAGAGACAGCUUUCGAAUUCUAGUAAUAAUGUUAAAGUUCUGACGCCUAGUAAAAUCAAUCGCCUCAGAUCUGAGGCAACGCUUUACUGUAAUGUGGCAGAGAACCAAAUGAUUGCUUGUGAUCCGACUGUGGCCCCCUGUCUCUUCAAUCUUGAAGAAGAUCCCUGUGAAAUGAUAAAUAUCAUAGACAUGCACCCGGAAAUUGUUCAAAUGUUGGAGGAAUCCCUUGAGAAGCAUAAAAGCACUGCGCUCCCGGCUGCGAAUAUACCUGGAGAUAUUGAAGGAGAUCCAGUUAAAUGGAAGAGUCUCUGGGUUAAUUGGCAAGACCCGAAGCCUGCGAUGACACCCUUCAUCACUCCCAAAACUGAGACAAAUUCAGCUUCCUCGAGCACAACAAUCAUUGCAAUUUUGGGAUGUAUUCUAAUUUGCGCUGUAGCUAUUAUAAUUAUUCUAAUGAUUAAGAAUCGUAGAAAAAGUUUGAACAGCAGAAACAAUCAUAUUGACAUAUCAAAUGUUGAUGAGCUCAAAGGUUCCCAUCUAAAUAGAUCGAGCUGGACAAUGCCACUGGAAACCCAGCCGCUCCACCUCAAUACUCCCUAAGGUCUUAGAGAAAUAAGUUUUUAUUACAUUAGGUAUUUAGUUAUUAGGUGUGUGACUUAAUUUUUACAGAUUUUUUC